Messenger RNA from Cetraspora pellucida, 352 nucleotides. The record is from the annotation of a GenBank genome assembly. Lineage: Eukaryota; Fungi; Glomeromycota; Glomeromycetes; Diversisporales; Gigasporaceae.
AGCACUUCCUCUUGGCUACCAAUUAGCUACUUUCACCAAAAUAAAUCAGGUGACUGCUCUAACUGCCUCUAUGUCACUCAAACAUUAUACAAUAUAUAAAGCUUUCAAGUCAUCACAAACCUAUACCACUUCUUUUAUGCUCAAUAAUAUUUUUACAGCUGCUAAUGUUCAUAAUACUAAAGAGAAGAAAGCAAUAAUUUGGCUACAUAUAACAGAGUUAAAUGAGAUUCUAGAAAGUACCAAACAAAGCAAUGAAGAACUCCUACUACCAGUGAACUCUAAUCAACAAGAACAAAAUAAUACUAAAGAUGAUGCACAUAUGGUUUUAGAAGAAACUGAACCUAACCAUUAG